GGGGGCUGCUGAACAGGCUGCUCUCUCUAUGUACACACUGAGUUCAGCGGCUGGAUUUAGGCUUUAGAGAGGGGCUGCCCACUGAACAGUUGGUGGUGAGGACUCUACCUUUCCAGUGUGGCUCUCUAAUGGAGUUUGUUCCAGAGAGGUUCCCGACGUUGAGACUGGCCUGCUCUACCCCUUCCUAAACACCAAGAUAUGAUUGGCGGUGAAUGUGGGAGCUGUGCAACGGAGGGACAUGGAGAGGUCGAGUAGUGAUGAAACAUCCAUACCCCGGAGCCUGUCAGUGGAGAGCAGGGUCUCCGACACCGGACAGCCCUCCCACUCAGCCCAGCAGUUCGGCAGUGGCUUUACUGCGGCCGCUUUCUGUGGCAACUCCAGCUCCCGUCCCAGGGGACUGAUCGACCUGGGUGUAAAGAAUGACAAGUACACAGCUCCCAAAGGUAGCAAGUAUGUGGUGUUUUACCUGGACCUCUCGCUUGUUUUUCUCUUAGAGUUCCGGAGGUGCAGCAUGGCCAGUGGCUGCUUGUGUUGUCUGAAGUAUCUGAUGUUUGUUUUCAACCUCAUCUUCUGGCUAUGUGGCUGCGGGCUCCUGGGGGUGGGAAUCUGGCUGUCGGCCACACAGGGAACUUUCGCUGUCUUGGCCCCCAGCCUGCCCACGCUCUCUGCUGCCAACCUGGUCAUCGCCAUCGGCACCAUCGUCAUGGUAGUCGGCUUCCUGGGCUGUCUCGGAUCCAUCAAGGAAAACAAGUGCCUCCUCCUCAGUUUUUUCAUUAUCCUGUUGACUAUUUUCUUAAUGGAGAUGAUCCUCGUCAUCCUGUUCUUCGUCUACAAGACAGAGGUGGCAGAAUACGCCCGGAAGGACCUAAAGAUAGGGCUGUCACUCUACAACACGAAAGGUAACGUCGGCCUGACCAAUGCUUGGAACAUCAUUCAGAACGAGUACGAGUGUUGUGGAGUAGACAACGCCACUGACUGGUUUGACAGCGACGUGACUAGAGUUCCUGACUCCUGUUGUCAGGAGUACAGUCAGAAUUGUGGGCAGGGCGAUCCCAGCAAGUGGUUCACCAAGGGCUGCUAUGAUAAGAUCGAGGCCUUUGUUGAACAGCAGACGGUUGUUCUCAGCUCAGUUGGGGUAUGCAUCGUGUUGAUCCAGAUUCUCGGAAUGGCAUUCUCAAUGAUCCUGUUUCAUCAGAUUUCCAGAGGUGGAAAAAAGUACAAGGCCUAGUCUGGUGUGCACAGGGGUCAUGGCUUCACCAGCUGUGAGUGUUGUCGUCAGACAUCGCCCCUCACACCUCAGCCUCACCUCGCUGCUGCUUCAGCAGGGAGCGUUCCUUCUCUUUUGCCAAAGAAAAUUUUGAGCUCUGUCUUCUUCCGUGUGACGUAGUGACUGUGGUCAGUCACGUUCCAAACCCAGGUCGCUGAGUCCACCUCUUCUGUCUGCCACCAAACCCGGAAGGUUCUCUAUACACACCAUAAAUCCACACCCACAAAGAAAUGCCACUCUUGCCCUGCCUACUGGAUGUGAGACUGUGGCCACCACUCUUGGUUCUGCACUGGCCUGUUGGUGCCCACAUUGCUCACUGCCUGUUCAGAAGCCAGAGUGUCCCAGGCUCAGAUGGCUUGUCCAUUGCAGGCAGGAGGGAGAUGACUCUGGCCAAACUUCUAGAAUACAGCCCAGCAGAGACACUGAAUGAUUCUUCUAUAACUACUUCAGGAAGGGAAUCCGCUGGGGUGAGGGUUCAUUCUACUCUCGUGGCCAAGGGUGGUCCAGUCUCCUGCUCCAGACCUGAAGAAUGUGGUGGGGUUAGCGUUCAUUCUACUCUGGUGGCCAAGUGGGCCCAUUUUCUUGCUCUAAAUCUGAUCAAACAACUGGUUGCAUCUCUCUCUGAGAUCAGUCAGGUCAACACAUCUGAUCAUCAGUGGGUCACUUUUUACAAAUAAAUGAGCAACUUUUUUAAAGGUAGAUUAGGAAAUACAGUUUAUCUUUGGGAAGCAUUUUGUACCCUGUUAAAUGUUUUAUAUUUGGGCUUUUCUUGCUUCACUUCCCCACCACAACCACAAUGUAAUCUUUCAGAAUAAAGUUCUGGGAUCAUGUUUCACAGAG
Molecule: messenger RNA, 2107 nt
Organism: Hypanus sabinus (Atlantic stingray)
Lineage: Eukaryota; Metazoa; Chordata; Chondrichthyes; Myliobatiformes; Dasyatidae
Product: tetraspanin-9-like
Exons: 7
Coding region: 239-1228 (329 amino acids)
Cellular component (GO): membrane
Source: RefSeq, a predicted model, not a curated record